Messenger RNA from Pezoporus flaviventris, 2868 nucleotides. Its product is annotated as E3 ubiquitin-protein ligase BRE1A-like. The transcript is spliced from 20 exons. The record is from RefSeq and is a predicted model, not a curated record. The coding region runs from base 1 to 2868 and encodes 955 amino acids. NCBI's taxonomy places the organism in Eukaryota, Metazoa, Chordata, Aves, Psittaciformes, Psittacidae. Gene Ontology annotation, molecular function: metal ion binding; ubiquitin protein ligase activity. Gene Ontology annotation, cellular component: nucleus; HULC complex.
AUGUCUGGAGUUGGCAGUAAACGGGCAGCUGGAGAGCCUGGUCCUUCUGCACCUCCAGAGAAGAAGACAGGGGUUGAAGAUUCAGGGACCACUGUGGAGACCAUAAAGCUUGGUGGUGUUUCUUCAACGGAGGAAAUGGAUAUCCGGGCCCUACAGACCAAGAACCGGAAACUAGCAGAGAUGCUGGACCAGAGGCAAGCCAUUGAAGAUGAGCUACGGGAGCACAUUGAGAAGCUGGAGCGUCGGCAGGCCACUGAUGAUGCCUCUUUGCUGAUUAUCAAUCGAUACUGGAAUCAGUUUGAUGAAAAUAUCCGCAUCAUCCUUAAACGCUUCGACCUGGACCAGGGUCUUGGAGACCUUUUGUCUGAAAGAAAAGCACUGGUGGUACCAGAACCUGAACCAGACUCGGACAGUAAUCAGGAGCGCAAAGAUGAGAGAGAGCGAGGUGAAGGACUUGAGCCGGCAUUUUCAUUCCUAGCCACUCUAGCCAGCAGCACCAGUGAGGAGAUUGAAUCUCAGCUGCAGGAGCGUGUAGAGUCUUCCCGCCGUGCUGUUGCCCAGAUUGUGACAAUGUAUGACAAACUGCAGGAGAAAGUGGAUGCGCUGUCCCAAAAGGUGAACAGUGGAGAUAUUACAUUGAUGGAAGAAGCCGUCCUGGAGCUUAAUACCUACCUAUCACAUGAAAAUGGACGGCUGCAGGAGCUAGCUGAUAUUCUUCAGGAGAAGCACCGCAUAAUGUCUCAGGAGUUCUCCAAGCUGCAAGAGAGAGUGGAGACAGCAGAAUCUCGGGUAUCUGUUCUGGAGACUAUGAUUGAUGACCUUCAGUGGGAUAUUGACAAGAUACGCAAGAGGGAGCAGAGGCUCAAUCGGCACUUAGCAGAUGUUCUGGAACGAGUAAAUUCCAAAGGCUACAAGGUGUAUGGAGCUGGGAGCAGCCUCUAUGGGGGCACAAUCACCAUUAAUGCCCGCAAGUUUGAGGAGAUGAAUGCAGAGCUGGAAGAAAAUAAAGAGCUUGCUGGGAAUCGCCUCAAGGAGUUAGAGGAACUACGCCAGGAUCUUGAGGAAGUAACAACACAGAAUGAAAAACUCAAGGUUGAGUUGCGACGAGCAGUGGAAGAGGCUGUGAAGGAGACCCCGGAAUAUCGCUGCAUGCAGUCACAAUUUUCUGUUUUGUAUAAUGAGAGUCUCCAGCUGAAGGCACACCUUGAUGAGGCCCGCACUCUGCUUCAUGGUACUCGUACCACACAUCAGCGCCAGGUGGAACUGAUUGAGAGGGAUGAAGUCAGCCUUCACAAGAAACUGCGCACAGAGGUGAUUCAGCUAGAGGACACCCUGGCGCAAGUCCGCAAAGAAUAUGAGAUGCUGAGGAUAGAGUUUGAACAGACACUUGCUGCCAAUGAACAAGCAGGUCCAAUUAAUCGGGAGAUGCGUCAUCUCAUUAGCAGCCUCCAAAACCACAACCACCAGCUGAAGGGAGAGGUGUUAAGAUACAAGCGCAAACUGAGAGAGGCCCAGUCUGACUUGAGCAAGAUCCGCUCUCGCAGUGGUAAUGCUCUCUUGCAGUCCCAGUCCAGCACUGAAGAAACAAAAGAGGAACCUCCAGAGAUCAAGCAGGAGCCUGAUGAUCCUUCUGCCCAAGUGUCUGUCCCCAAGGCCACUUCUGAAGAUAUUACUGAAAUGAAGGCUAGGAAAGCCCAGGAAAGUCAGAAGGAGAUGAAGCUGUUGUUAGAUAUGUACCGUUCUGCCCCCAAAGAGCAGAGAGACAAAGUACAGCUGAUGGCAGCUGAGAAGAAGGCAAAAGCUGAGCUGGAAGAACUGCGGCAGAGGGUCAAAGAAUUGGAAGACAAGGAGAAAAAGGAGAGUAAAAAGAUGGCUGAUGAGGAUGCCCUCCGCAAAAUCCGAGCAGUGGAGGAACAGAUUGAGUAUUUACAGAAGAAACUAGCCAUGGCUAAGCAGGGAGUACAGGAGACAGUUUUGCCAGAGCCUGGGAUUCUUAUGCAGGAGGAGGAGGCCCUGCUGUCAGAAAUGGAUGUCACAGGCCAAGCAUUUGAAGACAUGCAGGAGCAGAACAUCCGUCUGAUGCAGCAGCUGCGGGAGAAGGAUGAUGCCAACUUCAAGCUGAUGUCAGAGCGCAUCAAGUCCAACCAGAUCCACAAGCUGCUGAAAGAGGAGAAGGAGGAGCUGGCAGACCAAGUUUUGACACUGAAGACUCAGUGGGGUCGGGAACAGAAUCAGAAGGGCAAAAGUGAGAAAACUGGUAGGUUAGAUAAAGGCAGCUUAAUAGGUACAGCAAAAGCUGUGAGCACAAGCAAAGCAAAACAGGUGGAUGCCCAACUGCAGGUUGUACGUAAGCUGGAGGAGAAGGAACAUUUACUGCAAAGCAGUAUUGGAACAGGCGAGAAAGAACUGGGUCUCCGAACACAGGCCCUGGAAAUGAACAAACGCAAGGCCAUGGAUGCAGCCCAGCUUGCAGAUGAUCUGAAAGCCCAACUAGAGCUGGCUCAGAAGAAGUUACAUGACUUCCAGGAUGAAAUUGUGGAAAACAGAGUAACUAGGGAGAAAGAGAUGUUUAACUUCAAAAGGGCUGAGGAAGAUAUUUCUAGGUUACGCAGGAAGCUGGAGACCACUAAGAAGCCUGACAUGGUUCCUAACUGUGAUGAAAUACUGAUGGAAGAAAUCAAGGAUUACAAGGCCCGCCUGACGUGUCCAUGCUGUAACAUGCGCAAAAAGGAUGCUGUGCUCACGAAGUGCUUUCAUGUCUUCUGUUUUGAGUGUGUGAAAACACGCUAUGACACCCGGCAGCGUAAGUGCCCCAAGUGCAAUGCUGCCUUUGGGGCCAAUGACUUCCAUAGGAUCUACAUUGGUUGA